UUUCUUUCUUUCUCUUCACCAUCUUUGUUGAAGUCAACGUUUUUUUCUCAAAUUGUUUCUAUUUGUUUUCUUUUUCUACAAAUUAGUUUUAUUCUUUAAUUGGAUUACAAUUUGGAUACAAUUAGUGAAGUGAUUUUGUGAUUUUCUAAUUAUGGUUAAUUGUCAAUUGUCAACAUUCAAAUUGUCUCGGUGCUCAUUUCGCUUAGACAACCAUUCAAACGCCAUUGUCCCUCCUUAAGGAUUUACUGUUUCUCUUUCUUUCCUUUCUUUUUUCUCUUCACUUUGGUUCUUCUCUUUCUCUGUGGAUACACUUUGUUAACUAACAAAAUUUUUGUUCUUUUUUGGAUUACAUUUUUAAUUUAUUCUUAUUAAUUCUAAUGAUUAUCACCUGAUGAGACAAUUUACAGAUCCAUGUGGAUUUUAAUUUUGUCAACACUUUUUUCUUGCCUUCUCUCAACGACCACAACAACCUUAUCAUCGCCAACAACACCAGCUCAAAAUGAUAACUCGCCUGAUUCCCGUGUUAUUUUACGAACACAAAUAAGUUACCCACCUCAAGAUACUAAAGUGAUAUUAAGUAAUACUGCUGAGAUCCAGUGUGGUGUUAGACAUGAUCCCACGGUACCAUUUAGCCUUAAAUGGUAUUUUAAUGAUAAAGAGAUUGUCAGUAAACUUUCAAGCCGAGUUCAGGUUUUAAAUGAUGGAACCUUGAGAAUUGAACAGGCUCGUAAUACUGAUGUCGGUAUUUACAACUGUUCAAUCACUUCGGCUACUGGAAAUGAUUCUCGAACGGCUCGAUUGGAUCUUAUUGAACUUCCCCAUCCACCCACCGAGGUUAAAGCUCAACUCAACAUCCUCGGUGGAUUUGUUAAUGUCACAUGGACUCCAAGUUUCAAUGGUAACUCACCAAUCAUCAAGUAUAUUGUUUACAGUCGAGUGAAACUAAUUACUGGUGCAAGUGAUGGUAGCUCUGCUAACAGUGGUCACCCUGAAACUGAAUCAUGGGAUGAUUUAUCGUAUCAAAGUUCAAAUAUCCAAGGUUGGAGAGUAGCUCAAGCAAAUAUAUCAGCAAGUCAAACUUUUGUUCUCAUUCACAAUUUAAGACCUGCAAUGACUUACCAGUUUAGGGUUUCUGCUGUUAACUUUGUUGGUGAAGGUCAACCUAGUAAUCCAUCUACUCCCCCGGUCACCCUACCCGCUCAACCACCAAGUGAAGCACCGAUCGGUGUAGUUGGUGCUGCUCGCUCUUCCACUGCCAUUAUGAUCCAAUGGCAACCUCCUCCGGGUGAGGCUCACAAUGGACAUUUACUAGGUUACUUAAUAAGGUACAAAUUGGCUCGAUAUGCAGAAACACCUUGGUACCAUAGAAAUGUUACCAAUCCAGCGCAACUUUCUUUUCACUUGGAUGAUUUAAUUGUUUGGCAAAACUAUGAGAUUCAAAUCGCUGCCUACAAUGAGAUGGGUGUUGGUGCUUUCAGUGAAUCUAUUUGUAUUCGUACUAAAGAAGACAAACCAGCAGCGGCUCCUAGCCAGGUAACUGCUCGAGCAUUAAAUUCAAGAACUAUUCAAGUUUCCUGGUUUCCACCGGAUCCUCAGUUAAUCAAUGGGAUCAACCAAGGAUACAAGUUGAAAGCAAGUCUAAAGAAUGGAACCCUUUUUGAUGAAAUUCACGCUGAUCCACAUCAUUUAACUGAUCGUCCCAUCUUAAGUAAUCUAACUGAUCUGCGACCAUUCACUGAAUAUCUGAUAACAGUUCUUUGUUAUACAAAUGCUGGAGAUGGACCAACUAAUGAUCCACCCAUAACAGUUGUUACUGAACAAGAUUUACCUGGUGAAGUUGAUAGCUUCCGGUAUUGGGAUUUAUGGGAUAAAAGUGUUGAUCUCGGUUGGACUCAACCAAUCCAAUCUAACGGUGAGUUAAUUGGUUACACUUUGAAACAUUACAUUGCUGAUGCUCCUCGUGAUCAAUGGACUGUAUCCAAUUAUACAGCCAAUACAAAUGAGACUCGGAUAAGUAAUUUAAAACCAACUACUUUGUAUCGAUUUGAGAUAAAUGCUUGGACUAGAGUUGGUCCUGGUCCAGUCAAAUCAUUGACCAUUAAGACGAGUUUCCCUCCUGUACUACCUCAACCUCCAAGUCGUCUUGCCAUUUCAAAUAUUGGUCCAUUUUCAGUUGUCCUCCAAUUUACCCCUGGUUUUAAUGGCAAUGCUUCAAUCAGUAAAUGGAUCGUUGAAGGUCAAUUUUUUAAAUUACGAAAUGCAAAUUGGACCUCAAUUUAUGAGUCAGUUAAUAACAGCCAUCCAAACGCAAUUAAUGUUAAAAAUUUGCGACCUUACACCGAAUAUCGACUUCGAUUAAUUCCUGUCAACAUUGUUGGACGAAGUAUUGACCCAUCAGAACCAUCACCAUCUUUCCAAACUCUGCAAGCACCACCCGCUCAUCCACCUCUCAAUGUUACCUUACGUUCACUGAAUUCAACCAGUUUAAGGGUCCGUUGGACUCCACUGCCCCCAGAAUCUUGGUAUGGUCAGCCGAGAGGUUACAACAUUACCUGGUUUGAAACAUCAGAGGAAAAUGAAUUAGAGAUGAUAGGUGAACGGAAAUGGCAUGUAUCCGGUGAUUAUCAUUCUCACUCGUAUACAAUAACUGGUUUGGAAGAGUAUACUAAUUAUGCAGUCCAAGUUUUUGCUCUUAAUGAUGUUGGAUCAAGCAAUGGUAGCCGACUUGUAGCAACACGUACAUCUGAGGCCACACCUACAACUGGUCCGAACAAUGUUAAAAUUACUGCAACCUCUUCAACAACAAUUCUUGUUGAAUGGUCCGAAGUUCCAAAAAACCAUCAAAAUGGAGUAAUCCAAGGAUUUAAGGUUAAAUAUCGAGCUCAACGUCCUGAUGAAAUCUCUGAGUUCAAAAAGAUUGAACGAAAUGAAUCUCGAACAGCAACUCUAACCGAACUUAAAAAGUACACUCUUUACUCUGUCUCUGUUUGUGCCUUCACUCAUCUCGGUGAUGGAGUUUAUAGUCCUAGUUUCUCUGUUCAAACGCUACAAGAUGUACCUGGAGCUCCUUCAAACAUUUCUUUCCCGGAUGUUACUUUAACCACAGCACGAAUCCUCUGGGAUAUACCGGAAGAACCCAACGGUGAAAUAUUAGCAUAUAAGGUAACAUACAAUCAAAACGUUUCCGAUACUUUUUCAGACUAUUCACAUGAACUCGCUUCAACCGAUCGAACUUACAAAGUUCCUGGUUUACAACCAAAUACCUACUAUUUGUUCAGUGUUACCGCUCGAACCAAAGAGGGUUGGGGUCAACCAGCUAAUGCCUAUGUUUACACCACCAAUAAUCGUGAGCUUCCAGCUAAUCCGUCCAUGCCUUAUAUCAGCUCAUCUCAAAUAAAUUCACGUCAAGUUACCUUCACUUGGAAACCUGGUUACGAUGGUCUAGCACCUUUACGUUAUUACACUGUUCAAGUUUCUUCACAAGGUGGUCCUUGGGCCACUGUUUCUCAUCGUAUCGAUCCCUCACUAACUAUUUACACUGUUACCGGAUUGAAACCAUUCACAACUUACCAAUUUCGUAUUCGUGCCACCAAUGAUAUCGGCAACUCUAAUUGGUCUCCAGAAAGUCCAGCUAUUCUAACUCUUCCAGCUCCACCCGACUUUUCAGUGACCGGUGUAACUGUUUCUCCUUACAGUCCAACCGCAGUUUCGGUUAAAUGGACACCGAUCAAAGAAUGGAAUGGUGAUGAACAAGGUGCAGGAUACAAAGUUCAAUAUUGUUUAGUGUCUUCCGUUGUUUCAACAACCCAUUGUCCGUCCACCCUUGUCCAGGGUCCAGCAGUGACCGGUGUUUCAAUCGACAACCUGGAAAGGGAUCAUCAAUAUGAAAUAAAAGUCAUCCCCUUUAACAGUCAAGGUGAAGGACCAAGUAGUAAAACUAAAAUAGUUUAUGUUGGUGAUGCUGUGCCCAGCGGUCCUCCUUUAAAUGUGAAAGCCAUUGCUUUGUCAUCAACAGAAGUAAAUGUUACUUGGUCACCUCCCGAGAAUGAUAAGCAAAAUGGUCAAAUUUUGGGAUACAAAAUAUUUUACUGGUUAUCAUCAUCAUCAUCUAAAUUAUCAUCAAAAACCAAUGACUCUAAAGAUAGUGUUAUUAGUGAUGAAGAUUUAGAGGAUAAUAAACGUGAAGUGAUGGAAAUAGUGCCCAAUACUUACCUGGAACUCUCAGAUUUAGAAAUGUUCAACAAUUAUCACGUUCAAGUGUCUGCUUUUAACCCAGCGGGUGAUGGACCUCGGUCUACCGCUAUUGCCGUCCAAACUAAAGAGGAUCUACCGGAUAUUGUCGGUCAACUUGCGUUCACCGAUAUUACCAUGAGUAGUCUUCGUAUUCACUGGGAUCCACCAACCAAAUCCAAUGGUAUUUUAACUGGAUAUUUCGUUGUUUAUGAAACAACAUCAAAUCAAGACGAUUUCAGUAAACAGGUUAAACAAACUGUCGCUGAAAAUCAUUUGCAUGUUAAAGGAUUAAAAGAAAUGAUGACUUACAACUUUAAGGUUCGUGCAAAAACAUCAAUUGGUAUGGGUCCAGAGAGAAGUGGUAAUGUUACCACUGGACCUCAACCUGGUUCACCACCGCCAGUGUCACAUUUCAAUUUUUAUCAAACAUCAAACGCUGUCCGUUUGAGGUGGAAAAAUCCUGACUAUGGAGGUAUCAUUGGUUACCUUGUUGAAGGUCAACGUGUGUCCGGUGAUUCUCGAGAAUGGUAUCCCGUCCAAGAAUUACGAACCGGCCUUAUUGAUAGCUAUGAUCUCAGUUUCGCCAAUCUCAAAGCAUCAUCACAAUACACAUUCCGUAUCAUGACAAUCAACAAAUUUGGUAUCAGUAUACCUUCAACUCCACCAGCAGCUAAUAACGCUGGUGUCUCAUCGAAUCUCAUCUACAUCACAACUCCUUCUCAAUUAGAAUUAUCAAAUAAAUUACCCUUUUAUUUUGAAAAUUGGUUCAUCACUUCAGCGGCAUCCAUUUUAGCCUUAAUUCUUGUCCUGUUUUUCGCAAUCAUUUGCGUUUGUAACACUGCCUACAAAUAUAAACAAGAGGCCAAGAAACGAGGCUCUCAAGAUGGACUCAGUGAAAAUGAGUUUGGUCUUGUUGAUAAUCUUCAUAAUCCAUACGCAUCAGGUUUUGAGCUUCGUCAAAACACUUUACGCUCUCAAGCUUCCAGACGAAGUACCAGUGCUCUUAAUUCAAUUAACAUGGCAGCGGCUAAAUGUCCACCUCGACCUUCACCUGGUUCAAUAACUUAUUCAGAAGAUGAGGUGGAUGAAGAUGCUAAAGAUGCCAACCUUUAUUGUUCAAGUGGUGACAGUGUAACUGAAAAACCAAGUGAACUAAGUAGUAGUGGUCCUGAAUCUGAUUCAGAUCAUGAUGAUAUUUAUCACUUUGUUAACCAUUAUGCCAAUGUAAAUGAUACCCUAAACAAAAGUCAACCCUCAUGGAAAAGAGGGGCAGCUUCCUAUAUAGUGCAAACAUCAUCUUCCACCGCGGGCGGAAGCAGUGGAAGUGGCAGUGGUUCCGGUGUAGGAAUCAGCGGUCCAUCAGCCAUACCCAGGCGACCACCUCCACCAGCUCCUGGACCAGCACCGCCAAGUUAUAAUGCAGCCAUUGCCUCUGAAGAUAGUGAACUCGAUUGUCCCAGUGUAAAUUUGAACGGCGGUCGAAUUAUAAUAAACAACAUGGCUGGAAGUCGCGCACCUCUGCCAGGAUUCUCGUCUUUUGUCUAGUUCUCAACCAAUUAACUAAUUCUUUUACUCAUAUUGAUCAUCUAUUUGAAAUUCGUUAGAUGGUUUUUAGUUAGAAUUGUAAUUUUUAUAUCUUUUACCUUUCGCAAACUUUAUAUUGUAAAUUAUUUCUUCAUCAUCGUCAUCAUCUCUAUUUUAAAAUGAUUCAUUCCUCACUUUUUUCUGUGAUAAUCCUAAUCCUCGGAUUAUCAGAUAUUUUUCAUCUUCUAUUACAUUGAUUAACGAUUAAUUGUUUAAUUAAUGUAAAUCAUGUUUCUCAUUGUAAUGAUUCAAAAAUCUCAUUAAACGGACUCGUCCUUUAAUUUAAUUGU
Messenger RNA from Panonychus citri (citrus red mite), 6107 nucleotides. RefSeq names its product protein sidekick-like. NCBI's taxonomy places the organism in Eukaryota, Metazoa, Arthropoda, Arachnida, Trombidiformes, Tetranychidae. Gene Ontology annotation, molecular function: protein binding. The record is from RefSeq and is a predicted model, not a curated record. The transcript has 2 exons. The coding region runs from base 412 to 5778 and encodes 1788 amino acids.